ACGAGUACGAUUCUGAAACUGUGGGAAAAAGGGUUGUCUCAGACAAGUCCGACAGAGUGAACUCAGUCUAGAUUACCUGUUGCCUGCUGUUUCCUCUAGUUGACGAAGGAUCCCUGAAGUUGUGAAUCCAAAUUCCCCCCUAUUAAGGGUGGGCAGGCGAUCAGGGGGAGGAUUAAAAACUCAGAGGUCCGCGUGAAAAGAAUUGGCAUUCUGGUGUCCCGGACCGACGUUUGGCUGCGGUACCACUUCUUUCAGGACUGCGCGUGACCAGCGGACUUCUUGCAUCCUCAAGCAUGGAGAAGACGAGCGAGUCGGCUCCCGCUGACCUCAACCCAGCGGCCAUGAACAAGCUGCUGAAGCUCAUCACCCCAACACCCACGACUCCCGAGAGAGAACCCCAAAGGCUCCGGGGAUCCGUGGCCAAAUUUGUCGCCCAUCGCUGUGAAGGAUCUCUGAAGGGUGUGCUCUUCCCAGAGCUACCGGCGAAUGACAAGAGCGUAGGCAAGCAGGUCGUGUUGGACGACGCUCUCAAACGUUCGGAGAAUCUGCUGCUGGACUAUGAGGGCACGGGGCGGACCAGAGGCGGGAGUCCCAUGCCGCUGAAGCGUCGCCUCAAGGGAGACACGGCCAUGAGGAUGGCCAAUCGGUACAAGCAGUCCAUGGAGCAAGUGUUCCCGUUUCGAAAGCAAACCGAGACCAGCACACAAGCCAACAAGAGGCCCCUUCGUACACGGUCGCCCUCGUCCUGCAGAAUCAAAGACUUGAUGGAGCCGGAGGUAGUGAGCCCGUGAGAAGCAUGCAGUGGUCAUAAGGCCAUACUCUUAAAAAUUGCUCGAAGUUAACAAUGCUUUAACUGUUUUGAUAAUUUACAAGAAAGGAAAUAACAGCUUUGAUAUUUGCAGCGGUUAAUAAACUAAAACAGCAUCAACUGAGGCUAUGGACACAACACAGAAACACGCCAAUGCGACUCUGCAAUGCAACGUCCAGAUUUGGGUUUACGCUACCCCCCCCCCCCAGAUCUGGACAUUACUUUGUCUUUUCCCUUUCUCCAUCAAACACAAAUGUAAAGGAAGCCAUAGGAAUGUGAUAACCUUUUCCGAAAAGAAGUUAGCAAUAAAGACCUAAUUUCAAAUCUAUUA
This is a messenger RNA of Aplysia californica (California sea hare), 1139 nucleotides long. RefSeq lists its product as uncharacterized. The coding region runs from base 294 to 791 and encodes 165 amino acids. Lineage: Eukaryota; Metazoa; Mollusca; Gastropoda; Aplysiida; Aplysiidae. The transcript has 2 exons. The record is from RefSeq and is a predicted model, not a curated record.